Messenger RNA from Vigna radiata var. radiata (mung bean), 825 nucleotides. Its product is annotated as NDR1/HIN1-like protein 10. Gene Ontology annotation, biological process: defense response to other organism. Bases 24 to 704 code for a protein of 226 amino acids. The record is from RefSeq and is a predicted model, not a curated record. The transcript has a single exon. Lineage: Eukaryota; Viridiplantae; Streptophyta; Magnoliopsida; Fabales; Fabaceae.
UUAUCAAUCUACAUUCACCAACCAUGGCCGAUAAGCAACCCCAUUUGAAUGGUGCUUAUUACGGUCCCGCCAUUCCCACAGCGGAACCACCACGCUACCGCCCUCAACGCGAAAGAGGCUGCUGUUGCUGCCUCUUCGGAAUCUUGUGGAAGAUUCUGGUUGUACUCAUCGUUCUCGUUGGCCUCGCAAUCCUCAUAUUCUGGCUGGUUGUUCAACCCCGCUCCUUCAAGUUCCAUGUCACGGAAGCCGACCUAACCCAAUUCGAGUACAACGCCGACAACAGCACCCUCGACUACAACAUGGUCCUGAACUUCACCGCACGCAACCCCAACAAAAAACUGAACAUCUACUACGACAAAGUGGAAGCAUUGGCAUUCUACAAGGAUGCCCGAUUCUCCAAUGACGAUGUGAUAACGCACAUGAACUCGUUCAGGCAGUACACGAAGAGCAGCAACCCCAUGAGCGCUGUUUUCUCAGGCCAGCAGGUGGUGACACUAAACAAUGAACAAGUAUCUCAGUUGAACGAACACAAGAGUGAAGGCGUUUACGAAUUCUAUGUUAGGCUCAACUUCAGGAUUCGAUACAGACUUGGUGAUGUUAUCUCUGGUGACUUCAAACCCAAGGCCAAAUGUCAUAUCAAGGUUCCAUUCGCUAACAGUGCCUCUCAACCUUUUCAGACUACCAAGUGCGACAUCGAUUACUAGAUUACAUCUUCCAUUUCUUCCAUUCAUUUUCGUUUUUUCUUUCUUUACCAUUAUUUUAUAUUUUAAUGUAUACGUUUUCUUGAAAUCAUAUUCAUGUAGAUACUUCUACAGAAUUGUCUCA